Molecule: messenger RNA, 1175 nt
Organism: Fragaria vesca subsp. vesca
Lineage: Eukaryota; Viridiplantae; Streptophyta; Magnoliopsida; Rosales; Rosaceae
Product: methyl-CpG-binding domain-containing protein 7-like
Exons: 6
Coding region: 41-988 (315 amino acids)
Molecular function (GO): DNA binding
Source: RefSeq, a predicted model, not a curated record
AGUUGGACACAAACAGAGAAGUGUCAGAGUGAGUGAGUUCAUGAAGAGGAGAAGACGAUCAUCAGCGCCGGAGCCACUUCCGCUUCAGGCAGUGACGCCGGUGAAAGAAGAAGAAAAAGACGACCCCGGAAAGAACUGGCAAUUAGUGACGGCUGCUUCUGCUUCGGUGCGCUUCGGACUCCCCGACGGUUGGUGUGUUCAGGAAAUCCCCCGUUGCUCUACCAGCUUCUGUCCCCAACGAGUUGACAGGUAUUUCAUUGAGCCUGACACGGGACAGAAGUUUCGUUCGCUGGUAGCUGUUCGCAGAUACCUAACAGGUGGACAAGUUGCUAGACAAGCAACUGCUGAUAAACAAGUAACUGUGGAUAAACAAGCAACUGUGGAUAAACGAGCAACUAUGCAAAUUACACCACACACCACGAGGUGUAGUCCUUCCUUCGGACUACCAGAUGGUUGGAAAAUUGAGAAAAAGCCACGAAUUAAUACUACAUAUAGUGACAGUGAUAAGUAUUAUAUUGAGCCAGGAACUGGAAGGCGGUUCCGGUCUUUAGUAGCUGUUGAGAGAUACCUAGCAGAAGAAAAUGAACAUACUCCACUUCAGGCAUUGAUACCUGCCAAUAAGUUGACUGUUUCGAGUGGAUCCAGCGGCCAGAAGAAAAAGAUUCAGUCCCGAAAAAUUGUUUCUAAGAAUUCAUCACAUUCGAACGAUUGCAAUAGCACACUCAAUGCAUCAAGGCUGAACACUUAUUCUUCACCUGCAGAGCAUUUUAGUUCUCCCCAGAAAGAAUUUCCCCGAGAAAACAGUAGAACUUUGCAUCUCAAUAGUAGCAGCCAACCAACAAUUAAAUGGGUCCUGGUCGAUCGUGGGGGAAAUGAGUGGAACCCCUUCAUGGAUGAUUCAAUGGUAGCGGAUUCUGUGAAGCAAAAGUGGUCUGAGAUUUUCAAAUCAACUAUCUAUGGCGAAAAUAUCAAGCCACCAAUUUUUUGAAUUUUACCCUUUCUGCCAAAGUGAAACUUCUGUAACAUAUACUGUUCAUUUUUCAUUUUGGCCUAACUCACCCAAAAGUUUUUCAAAUCCAUAAAUUUUUUCCAAAUUAGUAAUGCAAGACUUAGUUAGAAGCAGCUGUGAUGAGGAUUUACUGGUAUGCAUAUGCAGACUUGUUGGAGCAUCAAGG